Messenger RNA from Cynara cardunculus var. scolymus (artichoke), 1445 nucleotides. Its product is annotated as bifunctional protein FolD 1, mitochondrial-like. Gene Ontology annotation, molecular function: methylenetetrahydrofolate dehydrogenase (NADP+) activity; methenyltetrahydrofolate cyclohydrolase activity. The transcript has 6 exons. Gene Ontology annotation, cellular component: cytosol. Bases 146 to 1246 code for a protein of 366 amino acids. Gene Ontology annotation, biological process: tetrahydrofolate interconversion. The record is from RefSeq and is a predicted model, not a curated record. NCBI's taxonomy places the organism in Eukaryota, Viridiplantae, Streptophyta, Magnoliopsida, Asterales, Asteraceae.
UUGGUAUCAGCACUCAGACAGCAGCGAUUGUCGCUGAAACACUUUGUUCUGGAAGAGAUAAUAUUCAGGCUCCUUCAAAUUAAAUGACGACUUCAUAGAAGAUGAUGACCAGUUAUAGACAAAUAACAGCAAAAGGAACACAACAAUGGCAUUGAAGAAUAAAGUGCAAAGUAUAUUAAUUCCCUGGUGGAGAAAGAAUACCUUAUUGUCAUCUACUUCAAGGACUCUAAAUACCUUUGCAACCGGUUCUGAUAACCGAAUCAUCAAGUCUCCAUCUCUUGUUUCUCUAGAUCUCCCUGAUGAAUGGACUUCUAGCUCCACCAAUUGUAAUGCUCCGUCCACCAACAAGCUUGCUAGUGAAGAGACUGGUAGAGUAAUUGAUGGAAAACAAAUUGCGGAGGAAAUUAUAUCAGGGGUGGCUUGUGAAGUAGAAAGAAUGAAGAAAACAAUUGGUGAGGUUCCUGGAGUGGCUGUCAUUUUAGUAGGCGAGAGGAGGGAUUCCCAAACAUAUGUCCGUAACAAGAUAAAAGCAUGUGAGGAAGCUGGAAUCAAGUUUUCAUUGACUGAAUUUUCAGAAAAGUGUAGUGAAGAUGAAGUUUGUGAUGCUAUAAUGGGUUUUAACAUGGAUCCAUCUUUUCAUGGUAUUCUCGUACAGCUUCCUCUUCCUCAGCGUCUAAAUGAAGAGAAGGUUUUGGAUGUAAUGAGACUGGAAAAGGACGUGGAUGGUUUUCAUCCAAUGAACAUGGGAAACUUAGCUAUGAGGGGAAGGGAGCCAUUAUUCAUCCCCUGUACUCCAAAGGGUUGUGUUGAGUUACUGAUCAGAUCCGGUGUGGAGAUAAUGGGGAAGAAAGCUGUCGUCAUCGGGAGGAGCAACAUUGUUGGUUUACCUGCAUCCUUGCUGCUACAGAGGCACCAUGCAACUGUUACGGUCGUUGAUGCAUUAACGUCAAACCCUGAAGAAAUCACACGUGAAGCUGACAUUUUGGUGAGUGCGGUAGGAGUCCCUAAUUUGGUCCGUGGAAGUUGGCUGAAGCCUGGUGCUGUUGUUGUUGAUGUUGGAACUUAUCCAGUUGAGGACGAUAGUUGUGAACAAGGUUAUCGGCUGAUAGGAGAUGUAUGCUAUGAAGAAGCAUCAAGGGUAGCAUCUUGGUUGACCCCUGUGCCAGGAGGAGUAGGGCCUAUGACAGUUGCCAUGCUGCUUUACAACACGCUUGAAUCGGCUAGGCGUAUAUACAAAUUUGUUUGACUUGCAAAAAGGUUAUGCUAUAUGUUGAUUGAUUAUUGGAAAUGCAUAUUGAAUCCUAUUUAGUUAUGCAGAUUGUCUGUUUUUACAUUCUUUCUCUGGAAAUUUGGCCAUUGUUGCUUCUGAAUAACAGACCUCUGCUGUAUCUAAAUAUGGCAUUCAUUACUGUUUGUUUUACAUAACGAAUGAAACUUCAUUUUAC